GAUUUCAUCGGGUUCGCUACGCUGCCGGAGCAAGUCCACAGGAAGAGUGUUAAGAGAGGGUUCGACUUCACGCUGAUGGUGGUGGGCGAGUCUGGCCUCGGCAAGUCUACUCUCAUUAACAGCCUCUUCCUCACAGACCUCUACAAGGAGAGAAAAGUCCCCACAGGAGAGUCCCUGGUGGAGAAGACCGUCACCAUAGAAAAGAAGACCAUUGAGAUAGAAGAGAGAGGAGUCAAGCUGCGGCUGACCGUCGUCGACACCCCGGGGUUUGGGGACGCCGUUAACUGUGAGGAAGGGUGGAAGUCGGUGGAGCGAUACGUGGACGAGCAGUUCAACAAGUUCUUCCAGGACGAGUCAGGACUCAACCGCAAGAACAUCCAGGACCACAGAGUCCACUGUUGCCUGUACUUUGUCCCGCCCUACGGCCACGGGCUGAGGCAGAUGGAUGUGGAGUUUAUGAGACGCCUCCACCGGAAGGUCAACAUUGUGCCCGUCAUAGCAAAGUCUGACACACUAACCAAAACAGAAAUAAACAAGCUCAAGACCAACAUUCUCAAUGAUAUCGAAACUAACAAGAUAAAGAUAUAUCAGUUUCCUGAGUGUGAUUCAGAUGAGGAUGAGGAUUUUAAGCAACAAGAUCGAGAGUUAAAGGCAUCCAUUCCCUUUGCUGUAAUUGGAUCUAACUGCAUUAUUGAGGUGGCGGGAAGAAAGAUGAGGGGGCGACAGUACCCAUGGGGUAUUGUGGAAGUUGAGAACUCUGCUCACUGUGACUUCGUGAAGCUACGCACGAUGUUGAUCUCUACACAUAUGCAAGACAUGAAGGAAGUAACGCAAGAUGUACAUUAUGAAAAUUUCAGAGCACAGUGUAUUUCACAAAUGCAGCAGGUUGCAAUGAAGGAGAGAAACAAACUCAAGAGAGAAAGUGCUGCAAACUUUGACCAAGUUGGAGAUGCAGAUAAAUUACUUCAACAGAAAGAUGAAGAGAUCCGACGUAUGCAGGAAAUGCUGAGUCAGAUGCAGGAAAAACUAAAAGAAUCUGGCAAGGACCCCGCUGCUGCUCUUUCCCUUGAACCUGGUAAACGAGACUCGGUAGUCAAUGUGUGACAUCACUGCUGUGCUGUAUCAUCCUUUCACAUCAUUUGUUUCAUGUGGUGUUUCAAUCAGCUGUUCAUACAUUAUCAAUGUGUGUGUGUGUAACAAUGUCACCUCCUCUAGCUUGUGACAUGACAACGUCAUCUUGUGGAAGCCAUAAACUCUGUGUGAAGUAUUCCUCAUAUGUGCCAUUUUCUGUGUCAAUGAUGCCUUUUGCUGAACAAAUAUGCAUCAUUAAUUCCAUUUUCUCCAUACGUGGCAGAAAUAUAAACAAAACUCAAUGACACAUUAUGGAAUAAAUCCAGGGAAAAAAUGUGUGACAAAAUGAAAAAACUGAACUUUAACUGUGUUUAUCCAAAUGAAGAUAUAUCAUUCAGAACACAUGUGAGGUGUGUCCAGGUGGUGUGCAUGCCACUCUUGUGGAGGAAGAAAGGCAAUUAAUGCAUGUCUUACAAUUAAUUUAUUCCUGAUGAAUAUGCUAAUUAACAUGAGGUCAAUCUUGUUAAAAUGUAACAUCCACAAAAAUUGGAUUAAACUGAAUUUGUUUUAACUAUAUUGCAUAUAAGGAAUAUAUAUAUUGCUGUACAUUUUUAGAUAUUUCUUUUUCUCUGACUUUUCAUAUUUUUCUAAUAUAGCAAUGCUAAAUUAAGAAAUGAAAACUGAAAACCAAUAAACAAAAAAGCUUCGAGCAUGUGUGUCCUCUUCAGGCAUGUUGUUAAAACAUAUUUUGUACUAUAAUGUUUCACUAUUUGCCUUUUAAGACAAAAUUCAAUUUAUAUUCAGGCACUGACAAUCUGCCAUACUGUAUGAAUUUAUCAGUAACCAAACUGCAGUUGUGUACACAAUAUAGUCUGUUUAAUCACUGCAUAAAAAAGCUCAGAUACAACACUGUGGUUGAACUAUGAUGGUGAAACAAAGGCUUGUACUCAGCCCUUAACAUUGAAAAACAGUAAUUCCACAUGAAAGACUGAAGAUUACAUUAGUAUGUGUAACAUUCCUCGAGAUUUUGAACAUAGCAGAAUGAAUGACAUCAUUGGCAAUGUACAAGUAAAUGUUUAAUUACAAAAUUGACCUUUGGAGAUUGACUAUCCUGUAAAAUAUUUUUAAUUUUUUUAUAUUGAAACAGUUUCUACAUCAUAACCAGUUCAAAAUAAACUGUUUGCAAAAGUUUUAAGGAUGAAUCAUCCAUACAGUUCUCCUGAUCACAACUGCAUAAAUCAUUGCUUGCCUUGAAUAUCCAUCCUAUAACAUAUGUCAUGUACAAUUUAAGGUAUAUCAUUUGGAAAUAAGCCAUUGCUUUCUGUUUUUAACCACAUGAGUGAUGGGCAUGCUUAUGCUGUAGCACUGCAGCAUUAAAAAUUUACUGGACUUAAUAAAUGACUAGACACCAGCCAAUAAAAGCUUAUGCAAUCCUUAAUGUCAGCAGUAACAGGUCUACCAGGUAUAAUUAUUGCAUAUGUUCUCUAGCAUUCGUAUGGUAUGUGGCCAUGUUAUCAUGAUAAUUUGGAAUCAUGAUAUCAAAUUGAAAAGCUGUUUCUUACAGCUGUCGACAUCCUGUUGUUCCUUACCAACUGGUGCUUCAUGGGCAACUAACAUGCAGGGAUACAUAUUUUUAUCACCAGGUACUAAGGGUUAAUGUGAACAGCAAGGAAACUGUAUCUUCCUGUAACAUGUAUUACUAGUAUGCUCCCAUAUCAUAUCUGCUAUUCAGUGGACCAAAUACUUUGCUCAUGAUAAAAACUCAUACUGUACAGGACUUAUCCCAAUGUUACAAUGUAUGUCUUACACUACUGUCCUCACAAAACACCCAAACUGUAUAGGACUUGGUCUAGCAUUACAAUGUACGUUUUACACUGUUGUCCUCAAAAUACCCCACACUGUGCAGGACUUAGCCCAGCAUUACAAUGUAUGUCUUACACUAUUGUGCCUACUUGUUUAAGAAAUAAUUGGUGUAUUGUACUAAUAUUAUUCAUGAUAAGCAUAUUCAUUGUCCUUCAUUUUUCUUUACUAAACAAGAUUUCUUUCAACAAAACAGAUUAAGCUUUUUUCCAUAUUUAGAAGAAUUUUUUUUAUUUUGAAGAAUCUUUUUUCCUAUGAAAAAGACAUUGUAUAUUGAUAUUCUUGUAAUAUUUGUUCAUAACAUUAUUUUAUCAAAUAUUUGACAACUAUAUUAUCACAUGAUUAUAUAUUAAAAUAGGUUUUAAUUUACAGUUUCAUAAAUAUUGUUGAUGUGAGAAAAAGUUUGAAAUUAUUGUAAACAGUUGCCCUCACAAUAUCAUUGACAGACGCUUCCGUUCUUGUAAAAUAAGCCUUCUGAAGAUUUUUCUUAUUCUUACAUUAUUUACUUUACAUAGUUUCUUUACUAGUGAUGCAAUAUGGCUCAUGACGUGAUCCAUGCUGGUUUGCAUAUCCUUCCCUCCUCGGUAUAUAGGCUUCGCCUCAUAGUUCAUAUUCUAUAAUGCAUUUUAUGAACAAUAAAAUGUGACAUCCUAUAUCCAACUACAGUAUAGUAUUUUAAAAUAUUAGCCUUGUCAUUUUUUGCUAUUCAUUGAUUACUUAUUUUAAUCUGUAAUUGCUUAAAUUUAGCUAUACAGUACUUGUUAAUUUGUUUUCAUUUUUUCCAUUUUGUAUCGAUACCUUGCUCAUUGUGACACACUAUGCUCAGCUCUUGGUCUGCAAUAUCAUGUAAUUCAUUAAACAAUAACUUAUUUUCUUAUCUGUUUACAGUAUAAAUUCACAAGGCUUUUGUCCAACCAAUGAAAUAGAUUUGUGGUGCACUCUUAUGAUACAAAUUUGUAAACAUUUCUUACGAACACCAGAAGUGCUAUUUGAUAAUUAUUAUAGUGAAAUAUAUGUCAUAUACUUGUACUGUCACUAUGGUUAUUUUCAGUAUACAUUUAAUUUUAUUGAUAUAUUCAAGCAGGGAAUAAAUUUGUCAUCAACAACUUAAAGUUUUGUAAACACAUGCUGUGAUAAUAAUAGAUGAAGUUAGUUUUCAGUAUUGUAUAUCUGAAGAAAAUAGUAAACAUACGUAUAUUUAACAUUGUAUCUUUGUUAACGGGAAGAAACUAAGGAUUUACUGGUUAUUAGUGACAGUUGAGAGGCAAGUAACCAGUUCCGGGCAAGUGACACUCAAUGCUCCUUGCACCACACGAAUAUAUAAUUCUAAGGGCACAUUCAAUGGAAGCCUUAUAUAUUUGUGGAACAUAAAUGUGUAAUAAACUUUUGUCAUUGGCAAUUAAUCUUUUAAACAUGUUCAGUAUUGUUUUGGAUAUAACACUAUUGUGCUGUACUAAUAAAAAUUAUUAUUUUAGAUAAAAAUGGAUUAUAAUUUUGGGGGGAUCUUAAUUACUGUAUUUUUUUAAAGUCAUAAUAAAAUAUAAGAAAGUAUCAGUUAAAAAUCAGAAUUAAAAUUAGCACAUAUACUGGGUAGUAAUUAUAAUGUUAAAUGAUUUUAUGAAGUGGUUGACUCCAAAGGUCCUUGCAAGACAGUAAAUGAAUUAUUGAAUAAAUGCAUAUUAUAGCGAGUGAAAAUAUGUACCUGCACCAGAAAGUAUUUCUUAUGCCCAUCUAGUGAGGUAGUUUGUGAAUUUACCCAAUUGCCACUCUCUAUCUAGUGAUCAAGUGUAAGGACAUGAGUCCUGGCCUGUCAACCAUAAAUGUUUCUAAUGGGCACAAUGGAGAGUUGUGAAUAACCUCAGGUAACCAUGAAGUUCAACAUCGGGGAGGAGAGAAAAUAUUUCUACGAUGAUAAAUUUGUAGUAAUUAUGCUGGCGAGUUAUUUCAAAACAAAGUUAAUUCAAUGUCAACCAAAAGUAGCAGUGAUAUUGCAAUUAAAGUAUUAGGGAGAUAGAGAAUAUUUACUGAAAGCUAUGUAUCUGAAUCAGUUAAUGUAACAAAAAAAUUGCUUUCAGUAUUAAAUUACAAUAGAUAAAAAAUAGCUUAAGUCUGAGAGCUUAUCCAGAUAGGUUGUAGUAUAUUUCCUGUGAAGAUACACAAUGUAGAAAGAUGGUUAGAAUUCUGUUCUGUGGGGGUGGGAGAUUUCACAAGAAAUGUGUUAAAAAAAAAUAUAUAAAAAAGAAGAAUUCACAGAGCUAAUAACCUAAGAAUUUAAGAUUUUAUAAAUGCUGUUUAGUGUGUACAGAGUCCUUGGUCUUCAAAAGGCCAUUUGGUUUGUGACGUUUUUUUGUUGCACCUCAGUUACUCGUUACUUUAAUGGUAUGAUAAUGAUAUUGACCACCUUUUUAAUUUUCUUUUUUUUUGUUUACUUUGAAUGCAAUUCAGAGAUAUUUGGUUUCAUAUUGAACCCACACUGCCACACUCAAUAACUUUCGUCAGUGUCAUUUUUACUGUUUAUAGUUGCAAUGGUUCAACAAUAUUGUCUAUCAACACAAUGUAAUGAUUUAGACGUUCUUUAUGAACUCAUGAUACGCAUGAGAACUUUCCUUACCAGCUUGGCUUCUCCAGGCUGUGUUUCAACUUGUUUUGAUUUUCUAGUAAUUUCAAUAAAAACAAAUCAUGUAUUUUAGGUUAAUAUAGCUAUUGUUCUCCAAUUUAUGAUCUCAGGAUAUGAUUCUGAAGUGUCAAUUUCAUUUAGAAUAUUCAAUUUUGCUAAAAAGAUUACUAAAACUGAAAAUUUGUCAUCUAAGAAGACUAGUCAAAUACAUCAUAAGCUAUUAUGUAGUUGCCCUAACAAAGUCUACUAGUCAGCUGGUACUAAGGAGUCUAUCCUUUAAUUGUUCCAUAGUUGCAUAACCAGAAUUCACGCUUUGAAAUUAAUGGUAUCACAAUGUUUGUUAAUUGAUGCAAAUAAUUGCAGACAUUUUCUUAAACUACCAACAGUUUAACAAAAUUCCCCAGGGAAAACCAUCUACAGUAAUCAUAUUAAUAAUAUUACAGUUAUAUGUAUGUUCUUAAUAGUAUUAUACUGUAUAUGUUUUUAUAUGAAAUCACAAACCUGAUACAAGUAUGUUUUCAUGCGAGUGAUUUUUGGGCCAUAAGUGGAACAACAUUUACGAGAGCAUUAACAGAUAAAUUGUAUCCCACAAGGCUAAUAGAAUUUUAGUCAUGUAAUUUAAAAAUACAAUUCUGUCUUAAAUAUGUACAAGCACACACACAGUAAUACAGAAUAAACAUACACAAACAUUCAAACUAAAAAGCAAACUGUAUCCUACACAUUCCUGAUUAACUGAGGAUGAAAUGUGAUGGAAUGAAUUAUGUUAAUAGCUUUAAUACCCUAUUUGAUUAUGUUAUUUAUAUGGAGAUAAAAUUAUACUCAUUUCUAUUGAUUAAUAAUAAAAUGCACAAUAAAUAA
Messenger RNA from Procambarus clarkii (red swamp crayfish), 6406 nucleotides. The record is from RefSeq and is a predicted model, not a curated record. NCBI's taxonomy places the organism in Eukaryota, Metazoa, Arthropoda, Malacostraca, Decapoda, Cambaridae.